AGAAAAGUUGAAUAAUAAUUUUCAUACAUGUAGUUAUAUAUGCAUGCACCUAUUGACGUACAUGUAAAUCAAAACUUGCUACUAAUUCUGUAAUCUCUUUGUCAAGAUGAUCACCGGAGUUAUAAUUCCAAGAAAUCUUAGGAAAACGAUAAAUGAUAUAAAGGAGAUCGCAGCAGGCAAGCAUACCGAUGAAGACAUUUACGCAAUGCUCAAAGAAUGUAAUAUGGAUCCAAAUGACACCGCUCAAAAGCUUUUAUAUCUCGAUACUUUUCAUGAGGUCAAAAGGAAACGAGACAGAAACAAAGCAAAAGCCAGCAGCCGAACUUCUGAGGAUUACAGGUGGAUGUCAGGCAUGCAGCAGAGAGGGGCUAGGGAAUGCCGUGAGAGAAUUUCUGCAAAUUACGUCACUGAUGAUGCCAGUGGCAGAAGAUACAUUAAGAAAGAAAAUGGAGUCAAUAGUUCGAAGGAUAGAAGAUCUAAGACCUCCAUACCAGUUGCACGUAAAACAGAAGAUGCUAAUAUACAUCGUAACAAGGAAUCUGCUGUUGAGGUAUCUGCAGACGAUCCUAGUCAUGUCAGCAGAGUUACUUCAUUUGUUAAUGUAAAUAAGCUGGCAAAAGUUUCAACUCUACCUCAUAGUUUAAUAAACCAUAAUCUAAACUUGGAUCCUGGCCCCACUCCUACCCCCACCCCCACCUUUGCACCUGGAACUAGAUUUAAUGAUAAAACUGUCAUAUCAAGACCCAAUGAGCUUGUAACAAGCACAACUUCAGCAUCAGUUUCUGGUGUCUACUCUUCUGCAUCAGAUCCUGUACUAGUGCCAGCCUUGAACCCCCGAAAUCCAGGAACAGUUGGUACAAUAAAACGUGAGAUAGGUAGCCAGCGUACUGCUACUGACUCCACUGUGUCUCCUGUGAAUGAGGGGAGAUCGGAUGCUUGCCAAGGUGCUCCCCAGAGUACUCGUGCAAUCAUUAGAACUGUCAACUACAAAAACACAACUGGUCCAAAAGAAUCCCAGGGAGUUUCAGCCACUGCUAAAAAACCAGUUGCAAUUAAUCAUGAAAGUCAGCAUUCCAAACAAGUUAAAGGACAUUCAGAAGCUGUUGCAAAGGGAGCCCAUUUACCAUCACUUUCUAAACUAAAUUCUUCCGUGGAACAAGCAGUCCCACAGCUUGACAUGAAGUCAGAGAAGUUAAAUAUCUCUGCCCGUCGUCAGCCUGUUAUUUUUCCGAAUCAUCUUCAAGUACCUGAAUCUUUUAGGAGCGGAUUGACUUUCGGUAGUUUGGAUCCUCAAUUGGAUCCAAGCAUAAGCUGUGGCAAAGAUUCGAAGCCUGUGGAGACUGUUCCAGCUAAUGAUAGUACUUCCAUGGAACCUAGGAGCUGCCAAGAUGCAUCUUCAGCAGCUCAGGGAGGUGAUUAUCCCGACAAUCUGCGGUCACACCAGCAUGGAUCUGAAAAUAUAUCACCUUUUGAAGUAUCUGGUGCUUCUUCUGUGUAUGAUCCGUCAAAGCUGGAGAAAUGUCCACCUUCCGCAGCCUCACAAUUGCCACUUCUGCAGAGUCCUCCUGAUUAUAGCUUGGGUUUUGUACCGCCCAUGCUAGGUCCCCAACUUGUGUGUAUUGAGGGAACAGAACAGCAGGGUGGGAAUUCUCAAGCUCCUUUGACAUUGGGCUCUAAUCCCCCUGUGGCUCAACCCAUAGGCCUUGGGCAGAGUUCUGUCAGCGUGCCUCCGCACUUGUUUCCUUUAGUCCGCCAACCAUUUCCUCCUAAUUAUAUUCCAUAUAACCCUUAUAUUCCCCACCUUUACAUGCCACAGAGUGCUCACCAGUUUUUGGGCCCGGGUGGCUUCCCUCAGCAACCUUCUGCUACCAACUUUUAUAUGUCACCAUCAGUUACUGCUGCUGGUGUUAAAUUACCUCUUCCAUCUCUGUACAAACCAGCUGCUAUUGCUGGAAACUUGAACCACUUUGGCGUUCCUACUGGCUACAGUUCAUAUGGGUCCUCAACCGUCUCAUACAAUGGAACUCCAGCUCCUGUUUGUUCUGCUAGCAAUGAGAAUCUCACUGCAUCUGAGCUGAAAGAAAAGAAUGUCUACUCCAUGCCAAAGCAGAAUGAAGAUUCCCAUUCCAGAAACUCUGCACCUGGACGUGAUCCAUCAAUGCUUCAGACUAAUUAUUUUUACAAGAUUCCUCAGGACCAGCACGUUGCUGUUGCGCCAGCAUAUUCUGCCAAUACCUCUUAUCCUGGAAUUAAUCCAUCUCAGACAAUAGCUGCACAAUCUAAUGUUCAACCACUAGCCCAACCUCAAACUGUUAACAGAUCAGGUGAUCCCAGCCUUCCUACAUCUGGUGCUUGUCAACAACCUCAAGCUAAUAUUCAUUGGAACAACAAAUUGCUGAAUAGAGAAAACAUCUAAGAAUAAAACAACGACAACAGCAUUCCCAGUAUAGUCCCACAAGUGGGGUCCGGGGAGGGUAGGAUGCACGCAAACCUUACCCCUACCUUUAUGAGGUAGAGAGGUUGUUUCCGGGAAGCGUCUAAGAAUAAAGACCACAAAUAUGCAGUAUAGACAUCACUAUAGAUCAAACUCGUCCCCUUCCAAAUGUAUAUAAGGUGUGGCUAGAAACUAGGCACUCUCAGUGAGAUUAUGCUGGAAUGUUGAGUUCUCAACCUUUGAUUCUAAGGUAAGAGUUUCUUGCUUUUGAUAGUUAGCAGUUAGCUUUCCUCAAUUCCCUGUUCUUUUUGAGGCUGGAGAAGUUUUGAUGUUUGAGUGGAGUGGAUAAAUAUAUCAAUUGUUUCCAUUGCCCCUUCUAGCUUGUAAUCAAAUUUUGACAGCUAAAAGUUACUAUUACACAUUCAAGGGCUUGUUUGCCCCUUGGUCACACCAUAAAGAUAAC
This is a messenger RNA of Lycium barbarum (goji berry), 2897 nucleotides long. Its product is annotated as GBF-interacting protein 1-like. The record is from RefSeq and is a predicted model, not a curated record. Lineage: Eukaryota; Viridiplantae; Streptophyta; Magnoliopsida; Solanales; Solanaceae. The coding region runs from base 107 to 2416 and encodes 769 amino acids. The transcript is spliced from 8 exons.